CGGGGCUUCGAGGGUUGUUGUUGAGCACAGAGCGAGUAAGGGAGGCUGGUUUGUGUGCGAGCAGAGAGAGGCUCUACGCUCUCCGGGAAGAGGAAAAAGAGGAGAAGGCUGCAGCAGUAGCAGCCCUUGCUGCUGGAGGGCAGCGGGAGCCCACGACGUUGCCUUGUCCCUGGCCGCAACUGCAGCCCUCUAACUAGGUGUAAAGGGGAGUAGGAGGUAGAGAGGAGAAGCAGCCGCAAGCAGCUGCUGGGCGGGUUGGUGUCCCGGCUCACUCCCUGGAAAGACCUCCUUCAUCAGUUCAGAGCAGAUGCCUACUUAAUCCGGGGAGGAGGAGCAGCCCGCCUCAGAAGGCAGAUGAACGCACCUGCCCAUGUCACUGGCCUGCUUCACAGAAACCCAUCUCUCCACCUGCUGGGAACAUUUCCCAGCUUCAGAAAAAGAAGCAACCCCCCACAAACCAUCCCUCAUGUUAUCUGAAUCUUGCUAAACUAUGGCUUUCGUCCUCUGCUUACUUCUGUUGUUGGUGCAGCUUGGAGGUUCUGUUUCAGAGGGGCAGUCUGCGCAUAAGACAAUUUUGGAUCUGGGAUACUUACCUGCUGGAAACUAUGAGACCAACCUACAUGUGGAUUCUGGGCCAAUUGAAAUUUUGUUUCGAAUUGUCCAAGCCUUCCUUUUUGUGGUACAGCCCAAUCCUUUCCCUGAAGACCUCAUCAGAAAGGCUGUACAACAAAGGUUUGAGCUCACAAAGACUGAUUAUCAGAAGAUUGCCCACUAUGAAAUCGGCUUUAUUGUGUUGGCUGGCCUGGGAUUGCUGUUUGUUGUGCUUCUGCCCCUUGUUGGGCUGUGCUUCUGCAUGUGCCGUUGCUGCAACAACUGUGGAGGGGAGAUGCACCAGAGACAGAAGAAGAAUGGUGACUGUCGUAGGCGCGGCUUUGCCACAUCACUCUUUGUGGUUUCCUUGAUAAUGAGUAUCGGUGUUUUUUGCGCUUUUGCCACAAACCAGAACCUUACAACUCAAGUUCAAGGAAUGCGGCCUCUAAUAAAGAGUAAUUUUAAAGACCUGAGAACUCUUCUGACUGAUACUCCAGAGCAAAUCGAUUAUCUAGUAAGCCAAUUCGAUACCCCAAAGAAUCAAGCACUGCUAGAUCUUGACAAUAUUGGACCAUUGCUUGGAGGCCGAGUCCGAGAUCGAUUAGGAAAACGAGUCCUCCCAGCUCUUGAUGCAGUUCUGACGAUGGCAGGAGUGAUCAGAGAAACCAGAGAGGCGUUAGAGAAUGUGAGUGCCUCCAUGGAGAUCCUGCAAGAGGGUAGCAACAGACUCAGCGCCAACCUGACCAAUGCCAAAGAGAACCUGAACAACACCCUCAAUGAUGCUGCCUGCUCAGAGGCUCAGGCCGCCUCCACCUGCAACGCCGUUAGGAAUUCAUUAAACCAGCUGAGUAUCAAUGCCAACUUCAGUCGGCUUCCACCGGUGACCUCACAGCUUGCCAAAGUCAGUGAAGUUCUUAAAAUUGAUUUAGCCAGUCUGGUCCAAAAGGGAUAUGCAGCAUUUAAUGAUACGCCUAAUUUGGUGCAGAAUCAAACCAAGAAUAUCGUGUCAGAUGUCAAAAGUGUUUUGGAUUCCAUUGGCACAAAUAUCACCGUUGUAGUCAAAACGCUUCCUAUUCAGAAGACGAUAACAGAUUUCAUAAUUUAUCUUACUCAGAGUGAGACAUAUAUUGAAGAUCAUUUCGCCUUAGUUGAACAAUAUGACUUCUAUAGAUGGCUGUCUUGUUUAAUUGCCUGCUGUUUGCUGAUCCUGAUUCUGGUCUUUUACUACCUGGGAUUAUUGUGUGGUGCCUGUGGUUAUAACAAACACAAGACUCCAACCAACCGUGGCUGUGUGUCAAACACUGGAGGCAAUUUUCUCAUGGCUGGAGUUGGAUUCAGUUUCCUGUUUUCCUGGGCAUUGAUGAUCAUAGUGGUUUCCACAUUUGUUUUGGGUGGAAAUGUAGAAAAAUUGGUCUGUGAACCCUUUAAAGACAAGACUAUAUUUCAGGUUUUGGAUACCCCUUAUUUAUUCAGUGAGCAGUGGAAAAACUACCUUUCGGGUCUCCUGUUUAAAAAUCCUGAUGUUAAUCUCACCUUUGAGCAAGUUUACAGUGACUGCAAGAAAAAUAAAGGCAUUUAUACCUCUCUGCAGCUUGAUAAAUUCUACAAUAUCAGCAAAUUUCUGACCAUUAGUCAGUAUACCCAGGAUCUAACAGUUCAAUUUGAAAGUAUUAAAAUAAACCUUAGCAACGUAGUUUUACUGGAUGAAGUGGGAAAAGAGAACCUUUUGAAUUUCAGUUUCUCAGGAAUAGAUGGAAUUGAUUUUGCAGCUUAUUUGGCUGAGGUCAAUAAGAGUAUAACAAAAGUGGAUCUAUUAUCAUUUGCCAAUGAUUUAGAAGCAAGAGCAGAACAGUUGCCCAAAGGAGCUUUGGAAAAUGCCCUGAAAGGGCAUGCAAGCAAUAUUCGAAUGAUCCAUCGUCAACGUGUGAUCCCUAUGGAGCAGGAAAUGAGCACUUUAAAUCAAAGUAUCAGGUUACUACAAAAGACAGCAACUGAACUUACGGUUAAAGUGUCUCAAGUCAUUACAACUGUGGAAGGUGCUCAGUUCCUCAUUAAUAAUAAUGCUUCCUCUAUUAUUAUUGAGGAAACUAAGAAGUAUAUGAAUAUGAUCAUAGACUACUUUGAACAGUAUAUUCAGUGGGUCAAAGAUUCGAUUGCCAUGGAUGUGGCAGCCUGCAAACCCCUUGCCAACAUCAUAGAUACUGCUGUAGAAAUAUUUCUGUGUAGCUAUAUAACUAACUCUGUGAACGCAUUCUGGUUCGGCUUGGGAGGUGCCACGAUAUUUUUAGUUCCUGCUAUAAUUUUUGCUGUAAAGCUAUCCAAAUAUUAUCGUCGAAUGGAUUCAGAAGAUGUCUAUGAUGAUGUUGAAACUUUACCCAUGAAAAAUAUGGAAAAUGGUAAUUAUGGUUAUCAUAAAGAUCAUUUAUAUGGUCUUCACAAUCCUGUUAUGACAAGAGCCAUGGAACAGUGGUAGAGGACAUUGGAAUUGGAUGAGCCUCAAGAUGCUUACACAGAAGAGAACACAAAAUUCUACCUAUAUUCUGAUCUACAAGCACCUUUCAAAUCCAGUAUGGUUUUUGGUGGCUUACUGGUAACACAGCUUUAAAUCAAGGAACUAUAUGAUGUAACAUGGGGUGCUAUGAUAUGAGCUAAUGGAUGGUGAAUUUCCUGACUAGAGCUCUAUCACCAGCACAUUUCUCUGUUUGACCACUGUUCAAGGCUAAUGCCACUGAAUUUUAAAUGUUGUGGGGGGUGGGGGAAGAUGUUAGUUUUUGGUUUUUACUUUUUUACACUGGGUUUCUAUCUCAAAACCACCCAUACUUGUAUAUUGGCUCUGUUUAAUGCUAUUUUUCAGGGAACAAUUGCUCAUGUGUAAUUGUUCCAUUUUCUUACAUGGGAAAUGCAUUAAACUGACAACGUUUACAUUUAAAAUACAUUUUAUAUGCAGUAAUUUUGUAUCUAUACCUUUUGUUACCACAGUCUUAUGAGUGUUUAAAAAAAUCUUAGUAUUGAGUAAUUUACUUUCAAAAUGAACAUAAACCAGCAUGAUUGGUGUUGAUUGUUGGUGCUGUUAAAGAAUCUGUUUUUUUACUAAAGUAUGUUGAAUUCUACAGUAUGUCCUUUUGGGCCCACAUGCCACCUACAGGGUAUUUCUUCUACUUUUUAAGUGAUCCGUUAAGAUUAUUUUGAAAAAAAUAUACAGCAGACAAGUCUGAGAAUCAGAUUUAUUCUUCAUAGUAAUUUGGGGGAAAAAAGCAAAGAUAUAUAGGGUACUUGAUUUUUUCAAGUCAUUGGAAACUGGAAUGGUUUUUAAUAUGUGUCAACUCUAGGGGAAUUUAAAUUCAUUUUUCUGAUCUGGGAGAAGAAAGACUGAAGCUAUGUCUCUUGGAGGUGACACUUCAAGUGGAAUUGAGAUAUUCAGGAUUAUUUGACCACAAAAAAUAAUUUGUAUGGUUUUUCAAAUGACUCAACUAUUGAAAUGAGACUAUGUGGAAAAUGGUCACAGUUUUCAGAUAGACACCAUGCCAGAAGAGUACUAUUUGCCACAACCCCUGUUUUUCUGUUUCUGUGAUAAAUAAUUCUUUGGGAUGAGAUCCUAAAAAUUAUGUGAAAGCACAUAAUAAUUGCUGUGAAUUUUUUCUGAUAGAUCACUCAUCAGGUCGGAAGAGACAGCAUUUCAGAUAGACAAAAUGUAGCACAUGUAUAAAGUUAUUCAAAAUGUCAGGGUUUUUUUUAAAUUGUAUUUUUCACUUAAAAAAUUAUGUCCCCAACUCAUUUCAAUAAAAAUAAC
Messenger RNA from Vombatus ursinus (common wombat), 4381 nucleotides. It is a transcript of the gene PROM1, whose product is annotated as prominin 1. The transcript is spliced from 27 exons. Gene Ontology annotation, cellular component: cilium; microvillus; apical plasma membrane. The record is from RefSeq and is a predicted model, not a curated record. The coding region runs from base 491 to 3064 and encodes 857 amino acids. Gene Ontology annotation, molecular function: cholesterol binding. Lineage: Eukaryota; Metazoa; Chordata; Mammalia; Diprotodontia; Vombatidae.